Molecule: messenger RNA, 446 nt
Organism: Rhizophagus irregularis DAOM 181602=DAOM 197198
Lineage: Eukaryota; Fungi; Glomeromycota; Glomeromycetes; Glomerales; Glomeraceae
Product: 60S ribosomal protein eL37
Biological process (GO): translation
Cellular component (GO): cytosolic large ribosomal subunit; ribosome
Molecular function (GO): RNA binding; structural constituent of ribosome
Source: RefSeq, a predicted model, not a curated record
AAAACGGAAAUUUUAAUAAUUUAUUAGAAUCCUCCUUCCAAUAUCUCUUUGAUUCAAAAUGACAAAGGGUACCUCAAGCUUCGGUAAACGCCACACAAAGACCCACACUUUAUGCCGUCGAUGUGGAAGGCGUGCAUUUCAUAAUCAAAAGAAAACUUGUGCUCAGUGCGGAUACCCCUCUGCAAAAACGAGGAGCUACAACUGGAGCGAAAAAGGUAAACGUAGAAAAACUACAGGUACUGGCAGAAUGCGGUAUUUAAAGCAUCUUCCUCGUCGUUUUAAGAAUGGUUUUCGUGAAGGCACUCAAGCAGUAAAACGAUCAGCUCCAGCUACGGAUAGUUCUGACGUUUGAAGAAUUUUUCUUUUAGUAACUUUUUAAAUCUUUAUGUAAAUGACAAUAAUUUUAAUAAAAUGAAUGCUUAAAGUUACACUAUAUUAUAUACUAC